This is a messenger RNA of Colletotrichum karsti, 810 nucleotides long. RefSeq lists its product as uncharacterized. The coding region runs from base 1 to 810 and encodes 269 amino acids. The transcript has a single exon. The record is from RefSeq and is a predicted model, not a curated record. NCBI's taxonomy places the organism in Eukaryota, Fungi, Ascomycota, Sordariomycetes, Glomerellales, Glomerellaceae.
AUGUGUGUAGUUUCACACCUUGUCUGGUCCCUCGUGGGCGCCUCAGCCUACCUUGGGGCUAUUGCUGGCGCUACAGGCGGCGUACUGGAUAUCGGCUUGGUCUUCCCGCGCCAAAACGAGACUUAUGCACCGAUGGAAAGAUUUCCCUUCGUAUUUGCGCUCCAGAACGCCAAGUUGGCCGAGAAUCUCAGACCCCUCAUUGAACUCAACGUCCUCAACGCCUCCAUGUCCAUGCUUGACAAGGUCGUAGACAGAGAGUUCGACCUCAUUUGGGCCAACUACUCCACGGAGCCCUACUUCGUCUACGGCUUCGCCGACUUUCGAAUCGAAGGCCCUCUGAGGCUACUCUGGAAAGCCUGGUGGAGGAAUUGCGACGAGAGCGGCGACGAGGUCAGCAUCGUCAGCAACAGCAGCGAUCGCUUCGUAGUCAACUUCGACAUCAGACAGGGCGCCCCAACAGCCGAUGUCGUCGCUACCACGGCUGAGGAGGAUACGUGUCCCGGGCUCACCAUCGAGGUGACGGACAAGACGCACGAUGUCCCCGAGCCCCUUUCCGGCAUCAACAAACAAUGGGGGAUGUGCGCGGUCGUUGCCUCCUCAUCUCCGACGCCGACUGCGAACCCCUGCAGGGUCAAGAUCGACGAGGCUACGGUUGAGAGCAUGAAAGCCACCGAGCUCGAGCGGUGGUGCAGGAAGGCAUACCCUCCACCUGACUGCCCUGAGAAGGAUCAAGCUGUUCAAAAGUUGGCUAUUGCUGGCGGCGCCACAUUUGCAGCUGUUCUUGGAGUUGCAGCGUUUCUCUUCGCCUAA